This is a messenger RNA of Chlorocebus sabaeus (green monkey), 2591 nucleotides long. It is a transcript of the gene THUMPD2, whose product is annotated as THUMP domain 2 tRNA and snRNA guanosine methyltransferase. The record is from RefSeq and is a predicted model, not a curated record. Gene Ontology annotation, biological process: tRNA methylation. Gene Ontology annotation, molecular function: tRNA (guanine) methyltransferase activity; RNA binding. Lineage: Eukaryota; Metazoa; Chordata; Mammalia; Primates; Cercopithecidae.
CCUGAAGCCGCGGGGGCGCGCCCCAGCCGCCAUGUCGGAGGUCCGUGGAGAGCCGGGGUCCGGAACUGAGGCCGGCGUCCGAUUCUUCUGCACCGCGGGUCGCGGCCUGGAGCCCUUCCUGAUGCGCGAGGUGCGGGCGCGGCUGGCGGCCACGGAGGUUGAAUAUAUUUCAGGAAAGGUUUUUUUCACCACCUGUUCUGAUUUGAAUAUGUUGAAGAAAUUAAAAUCUGCCGAAAGAUUAUUUUUGCUGAUUAAAAAGCAGUUUCCACUUAUUUCUUCUGUAAGUAAAGGAAAACUACUUAACGAAAUGCAAAGACUUAUAAAUGAAGAUCCAGGAAGUUGGUUGAAUGCCAUUUCAGUCUGGAAAAAUCUUCUUGAACUUGAUGCAAAAAAGGAAAAACUUUCUCAGAGAGAUGAUAACCAACUAAAAAGAAAAGUAGGAGAAAAUGAAAUCAUCAUUGCAAAGAAAUUAAAAAUAGAACAAAUGCAAAAGAUAGAAGAGAAUAGGGACUGCCAGCUGGAAAAACAAAUAGAAGAAGAAACUCUGGAGCAAAGAGAUUUUACCACUAAAAGUGAAAACUUUCAAGAAGAAGAAUUUCGGAAUGACAUAGAGAAAGCAAUUGAUACUCAUAAUCAGAAGGACUUGACUUUCAGAGUAUCUUGUCGCUGCAGUGGAACUAUUGGAAAGGCCUUCACUGCCCAGGAGGUAGGAAAAGUAAUUGGAAUUGCUAUUAUGAAACACUUUGGAUGGAAAGCAGAUUUGAGGAAUCCAAAAUUAGAGAUCUUUAUACAUCUAAAUGACGUUUACUCUGUGGUGGGGAUUCCUGUGUUCAGGGUUCCUCUAGCCAGCAGAGGUUACAUCAAGACAGCUGGACUGCGAUCUACCAUAGCGUGGGCAAUGGCAUCUCUCGCUGACAUUAAGGCUGGUGCAUUUGUUUUAGAUCCAAUGUGCGGACUUGGAACAAUACUUUUGGAAGCUGCUAAAGAAUGGCCAGAUGUGUAUUAUGUAGGUGCUGAUGUCAGCAACUCACAGUUACUAGGUACUUGGGACAAUCUGAAAGCUGCAGGCCUUGAGGAUAAAAUCGAAUUACUUAAAGUCUCUGUUACAGAUGAAGAAAUUGAAGCAGUAAUUUCCCAGAGUCCCACAGCUCGUGAGCAGCAGAGCCAAAUGCAAGCUGUCUGACACCAGAGCUUAUGCUCUCAGCCACAUCAACAAAAGCUUUAUUUUAUGCUCUAUUGGAAGAUGACAUAACUUAGUUCUGGAGAUUUUUUUUUUUAAUUAUUCUCUUCUAUCUAUAUGAAGUUUAUGUAUUCAACUUCUAAAAUUAUUUAAAGCAGUUUAGCAUAUUAUAUAAUAUAGAGCAGCAAAGUUCCCAAUAAAAAUGGAGACCCAGAAGAAAAAAAUUAGUGUUACUAAACCUGGACAUAAUGGGCAGCUAACUCAUAUGUAGGUACUGUAUUUCUGUGUAGUGUAAGGCAGAAGACAGACUUGGGAUUAAAUUCAAAAGUAAAUUACUACAUGCUUCCUCAUAAAUAAAACAUUUGAGAACUAUGGUUGCCUUCAUUAUCCAUAUAUUGUCUUUAGUCAUUUUGUAAAUGGAUGUGUACUAUAUCAACACCCUAAAACCAUGAGGUUAAAACAUAACUUGGAAAAAAGGAAUUCCUGUCUCAGCUUAAAAGAAUAUUAUCCUCUUAUUUUUUUUUGAACAAUCUACUCUUCUUCUGUUAACCCCACAUAAGGGUUAGAACUAGGAGAGAUCUAGCAAGUAGUCAUUAGACUUUCCCAGAUUACAAAGCAUUUUUUAUUAAAUUUCCUACCAACAGAAACUUUUGAUAUUUAGUGAAGAUUAUUUAAAUUUCAUUACAUUUCUGCAAAAUUAGGUACUAUUCAAAAUGAAAACUGGGACAUCCGUCUUAUGAGUAUUUAACUUAAUUUAGGAGAUGGAUGAGAAGUAAAGUAAGUAAAAAGUGGAAAGUACAUCCAGAAGAUGUGGAUGUUAGGGUAGAGUCUUUGUUACCUUCUGAUAAUGUAACUUCUGAGAAGAAAACAUUAAGAUAAUAAAGCAAUUUAGAAUAAUCAGACACUAUAAUUUUUAGUGAUAAUCAUUGUGUUGAUUAUUGAUUAUAUAGCCUUUUCUCUAGUCUUAGGACUUAAUAGAUAUUCUUAAUCUUCCAAGUUCUCCUUUAAAAAUACAAUCAUAGCUAUGGAUCGUCUCCCUCAAAAACAAGUAGAUCUAAAUGUACAGUUUUAAAAUAGGAAAUGAAAGUUGUAGAAUAUAAUUUUGUAGAAGAUUUUUCUAGGCAACUUAGUGGAGCUAGCAGCUUUCUAUACAAGCUGUAUAUUUAGAGAAUUGAGUUUUCUGGUUUAAAAUUCUGCUUAACUUACAUUUUAUUGUAUCUGAAAAACCAAUUUUCGACGAACAGACUACAAUAACUAUAUCAUUUAUCAUUAGUGAUUGUGAAAGCAUUUUGGGAUCUUGUAAUUACUUUAAAACAAUAUUAGCAACACUAAAUUUUAUCUAUUAUGCAAAAAUAAUCCUGUGUACUUCAGUUUUCUCAUUAUUUAGGUUGUAAAUAUUUGACCUUACUGU